AUGGCCGAUUUGUAUGAAAUUCGGAGAAUAUAUGACAUUGUGGAUGAAAACGCAGAUGGAAUGGUGAGUGUGGAUGAAAUGUGUGGCUUCAUUAACAAGCUCGGAAUACCAAUGUCCGAACAAGAUCUGAGAUGCAUGCUCCGCAACAAUCUUCAAGAAGACCUGCCAUUUGGGGAAUUUGUUGAGUUUUAUCGAUCCAUCUUCAAUCAUCAAAUCGAUGGAGAAAAAGACGAGUCCGAGGAUCUGUUGGAGGCGUUUAGGGUUUUUGAUCAGAACAAAGAUGGGUACAUUUCUUCUAAUGAGCUUCAGAACGUGUUGUCCACAAUGGGAUUGAUUCCCCGGGGACAAGAUUCACAACAUUGCAAGAAAAUGAUGUGCAGAUUUGAUUCUGAUGGCAAUGGAGUUUUGGAUUUCUGUGAAUUCAAAAAUAUGAUGUCCUCUAAGCUUGCUCCCUGA
Cryptomeria japonica (Japanese cedar) is the source of this 456-nucleotide messenger RNA. Its product is annotated as calmodulin-like protein 2. The record is from RefSeq and is a predicted model, not a curated record. Gene Ontology annotation, molecular function: calcium ion binding. The transcript has a single exon. Bases 1 to 456 code for a protein of 151 amino acids. NCBI's taxonomy places the organism in Eukaryota, Viridiplantae, Streptophyta, Pinopsida, Cupressales, Cupressaceae.